AUGCAGUUCAUUGCGCAACAUACAUCUAUCCCAGUGCCGAAAGUCAAAUGUGCAUUUACUCAUUCUGGGAUGACGUAUAUCGUGAUGGAGAGAAUCAAGGGAGAUAUGAUUGGUCAUGGCUGGGUGUAUCGGAGUGAGGAGUCGAAAGCAAGACUGCUUUUACAAUUGACAGAGAAUGUUCGUCAACUACGUGAUCUUCAGCCCCCGGAAGAUAACAAAAUUGCUUCUGUUGAUGGCGGAUCGCUUUAUGACUGUCGUCUUCCGGGUUCCGUGAUACGUUUUGGUCCUUUUGAUAAUACCCAAGACUUCCAUCGGCAUUUGCGCGAAGGCAGGGAAUUUGAUCCAAACCUUCGACCUGAAAUUCAGGAGAUCAAACUCCAAAGCAAAUCAUGGCCAUUGGUAUUUACUCAUGGCGACCUUAGCAGUCUCAACAUUCUUGCACGUAGAGAUGACAUAGUUGGAAUUGUUGAUUGGGAAACUGCUGGAUGGUAUCCAUCAUAUUGGGAAUACACUACUGCAUAUCAAGUCAACCCACAGAACUCGUUCUGGGUCAAUGAGAUUGAUAAAUUCCUAGAGCCAAUGCCCGAAGAGCUGGAGAUGGAAAGGAUUCGUCAGGAAUACUAUGGACCGUUCUAA
Molecule: messenger RNA, 636 nt
Organism: Penicillium brevicompactum
Lineage: Eukaryota; Fungi; Ascomycota; Eurotiomycetes; Eurotiales; Aspergillaceae
Product: kinase-like protein
Exons: 1
Coding region: 1-636 (211 amino acids)
Source: RefSeq, a predicted model, not a curated record